UCACACACACACACACACGCACGCGCUCGCCUUAGAGACAGGUCACACUCAUUGUGGAUCUCGUAACCUCCGGUCUGCUACGCGUUUAUUUCCUUCCGACUACGAAAUGAAAACGGGGAAGUAGACGCGCAGUAACGGUGCUCCAUCUCUAUACACACACGCGCGCGCGCACAUUUACAUACACCGUGUGUGUAUUUGUGUUAGAUUAUAGAUUUUAUUGUUCUUUUCCUCUGUUGUUUGGUGACUAAUUUGAUCCAGCCGUGAUGGAGUGCUGGCGGCAGUGCGCGCUCUGGCUGAUCCGGUGUCGCGUGCUCCCUCAAUCGCACCGGGUCACCUGGGAAACGGCGCGCGCCUUCGACCUGGCACAGAGUCUCCGGGACGGUGUGCUGCUGUGUCAGCUUCUCAACAACCUCCAUCCUCAAACCAUCAACCUGAAGGAGAUCAACCUCAGGCCGCAGAUGUCCCAGUUCUUGUGCCUGAAGAACAUCAGGACCUUUCUGACGGCUUGCUGCGAGGUCUUCGCUAUGAAGAAGAGCGAGCUGUUCGAGGCUUUCGACCUGUUCGACGUGCGCGACUUCGGCAAGGUGAUUGACACUCUGUCCAAACUGUCCAACACUGCAAUCGCACUACAAACUGGAAUACGGCCGUUUUCGACAGAAGAAAGUGUGGAAGACGAGGACAUUUACAAUCACCUGGAAGACCUCAUAGAUGAGAAUGGCGUGGAUGAUGAAGAGGACCUGUAUGACUGUGUGUAUGAUGAUGAUGGUGGUGGUGAAGUUUAUGAAGACCUAAUGAAGAUGGAAGCUGGAGCUCCACCGAAACAGGCAGAGACAGACAUCAGGAGCUGCUGCUUGGCUGAGAUCAGACAGACGGAGGAGAAGUACGCAGAGACUCUGGAGUCCAUUGAGAAAUUCUUCCUCAGGCCGCUGGAGCAGUUUCUCACGGCGUCUGAGAUCAACAAGGUCUUCAUAAACAUUCCUGACCUAGUGAAAGUGCACAAGAGCCUCCUGCUGGAUCUGCAGAACUCCAUCGGUCACCAAGGUGCCAGUAACCUCUACCAGAUCUUCAUCGACUACAAGGAGAGGUUACUGAUCUAUGGGAAGUACUGUAGCCAUGUCGAGACGGCCAUCACCUACCUGGAUGAGCUCUGUAAAGAAAAAGAGGACGUGAGACAAAAACUGGAGGUUUGUUCCAAAAGGGCGAAUAACGGGAAGUUUACACUCAGAGAUCUCCUCGUCGUGCCAAUGCAAAGGGUUUUAAAGUAUCAUCUACUUCUCCAGGAAUUAGUGAAACACACUAAUGAUGCUGUGGAGAAGAGCAACUUGCGCAGCGCUCUCGAUGCCAUGAAGGAUUUGGCGCAGUAUGUGAACGAGGUGAAGAGAGACAACGAGACGCUGAGGGAAAUCGACCAGUAUCAGAAAUCUAUUGAGAACCUUAAUCAGCCUCUGUUAAAUUACGGGAGGCCAAAAGGGGACGGUGAGGUUCGAGUCUUAACGGUGGACAAACGAGCCAAACAGGACAGGCACAUCUUCCUGUUCGACGCUGCCGUGAUUGUGUGUAAGAGGCGAGGAGAUGUGUACGAGAUGAAGGAGGUGAUCGACCUCCACAACUUCAAAAUCACCAACAACCCUACCUCGGAUAAAGAAAACCGCAAGUGGUCCUACGGGUUUUACCUCACACACAACCAGGGACGGAGUGGCUUUGAGUUCUUCUUCAAGACCAAAGAACUUAAGAAGAAGUGGCUCGAGCAGUUCGGCAUGGCCAUCUCCAACAUUCACCCGGAGAACGGCACCAGCAACCAGCAUGAGUUCCGCAUGCACACGUUCGAGAGGAUCACGGCCUGCAGCUCCUGCAAGAUGUUGCUGAGAGGGAUCUUUAAUCAGGGUUAUCAGUGCAGUAAAUGUGGAGAAGGAGCUCAUAAGGAAUGUUUGGCCCGAGUGCUACUGUGUGGAAAAAACAGCGGAUCUGAUAUGGGAUCUUCCCGGACACAGGACCGAUCACACAGCCGGAAAGCAGAUCCAGGUUUGCCAAAAAUGUUGGCUAUAAGGAAUUACCGUGGCGACCCCAACCCACAGUGUGGCCCCGCCCUGAACAUCCAGCAGGGUGACAUCAUCGAGCUGAUCCGCGCAGACCUGCACAGCUCCUGGUGGCAGGGCAAAGUCUUGACGACAAAGGAAGUCGGAUUCUUUCCAAGCGACGCGGUGAAGCCUUGUCCGUGUGCCAAACCUUUUGAUUACUCUUCUCAACCCUGGUUUGCAGGUGGAAUGCUGCGAGUGCAGGCGGAGGCGACGCUUCUGAACAGGCAGAACAGCACGUACCUGGUGAGGCAUCGAGGGCACGACAGUAACGAGUACGCCAUCAGCAUCAAGUUUAACAACGACGUGAAACACAUUAAGAUCUUAACCAGAGACGGCUACUUCCAGAUCGCAGAGAACAGAAGGUUCAGGAGCAUCAUGGAGCUGAUUGAGUACUACAAACAUCACUCUCUAAAAGAAGGCUUCAGGACACUUGAUACAACACUGCAGUUUGCCUACAGAGAGCCAGAGAACGGAGGGAGCAUGUUGACUCCGAAGGUGAUCGGCGUGGCGACCGCUCGGUACGACUUCAGUUCUCGAGAUAUGAGGGAGCUGUCGCUGCAGGAAGGGGACAUCGUGAGGAUUUACAGCAAGUCCACAACUAACGGCUGGUGGAGGGGCGAGGUCAACGGCCGGGUGGGAUGGUUUCCCUCCACGUAUGUAGAAGAAGGAGAGGAGUGAAAAGCAGACCAACAAAAAGAAGUAAAAAAGACAUUUUUAUGUUUACAUGCUGAACCGGACUGAACCAUGGACUCGUCCUGAGACACGAGUUUGAACGGCGUCUCAUAGAAAUGUCUCAGCAGGGACACUCGGCGCUUCCCCAGAAUCCUCUGCUGUCAGCAAAACAGUCACCAGUGAAGGUGUUUAUGUGUGUGUGUAUUACUGUGAACGAUGGGAGGUAGUCAGAACCCCCACAGGUGUGUACGUCACUGUGUGUGAGUGUGUGUGUCUGUGUGUGUGUGUGUGUGUGUGUGUAUCUUUGACAUUGUCACUAAUCAGCUGGAUUUAUUGUGUGGAUGUUUGUGUUUUCUUUUCCUCCGAUGUUGCUGCUUAUCUAGUAAGGACAUGUUUAUCUGAUUUGAGAGACAGAGAGUGAGCUGAUAGAGCCACACACACACACACACACACACAGACUCUCACCUCUAGAUAGUACAUCCACUGCAUUUUUAAUCCAGUGUCCCGAUAGUAGAUGAUUGACAGCCCAUACUCCCUGCUCUUAUCUGACCCACUUUCCAGACACCAGAACCCCCAGCCAGUCCAUUUCAGCUCAAAACUGAAAUACAGAUUUAGAAUAAAUUAUAUUUUGACACCAGGUUUCACAGUCGUGUUACAGACGAGACUAAAAACACAACAGAUCGUAAAGGGCAUUUUGCCGAUAUUUAUUUAUCUCGUUCGUUCAGCGAUCUGGCUUGUGCGUCUCACAGCACGGCUGUAGUGUGGAGUUGAUGCCACUAGAUGGCACCAGCAUUAAUGGAUUAAUAAACCGUCUCACAUCCCUCCAUCACAUCAUAGCACAGCACUUUGCAGCCCUUAAAAAACUUUAACAUUCUCUCUUCGGCUUCUCCAAGUUGCCUUGUAUGCUAAAUCCUCAUUCCACUCACUGUCCACGUGGAUUAGCGACAUUCCCGAACAUUCCAGAACAAGGAACACUACCGGACAUUCCAUAGCAAUGAUUUAGAUUGCAAAAGUGCUUUGAAGUCUUUAUCAAUGAAAACACUGGUUCACUAGCUUACAGACUUAUAAUAAAAGAAGAAGGUCUUCACCUGUCGUUUGAAGAUGGCUCAGCUGUUCGGACAUCUCGGAAGUGCCAGAACAGAAAGAGUCUUGCUGUAUACUUCCCUCUUACCUUAAUCUAUAUUUUUGCUAGAACAUUCCAGACAACCAACCCAUUCUUAAUCCUCCCAAAAUACAGAAUCGAACAUAUAUAUCGUCACUAUCGGGCGGAAACCUCGUAUGUCCAAAUUUGGUCAAUUUCAUAUUUUUUCACAUAUCGAUGCUAUUGGUCAGUCCCCACGUGGGUCUGUUAUUUUUACAAGUUAUUAACCAAUCUAAAGUCUUGAAAAUAGCUUGAGUGCAAAUCUCAUAACUCCAUUGGACACUUCAACUGUCCACCUCUUCCUCACUCCGUGGGAGAGCUUCACGGCAUAUUUCUCCUCAAGAAGAGUCGCAACGAAUCAACACGUCUUCUGAGGUAAAUGUCUUCAAAACACUGGGCUCAAAGAAAAAAAAAUCUUGACCCCCGCUAGUUCUGGUGCUCGUCUGAGGACAGGAAUUUAGCGCAAGACAAUCCACUGCAACGCGGACUAAACCCUGUGCACUGCAGAUAAGGUACGGCGUUUUUUUAAUUUCCUGAAAGAUAACGGUUUUGGAGAUACGAGGAUUCCGUCCGACAGCGACGAUAUGGAACAUUAUAGAAAACCAAAUCCAUUCAGAAACAUACCUACGAAGACGUUUGCUAGAACUUCAGAGAAGAGCAACCCAUUCUUAAACAUGCUAGGAUCCUUAGCUGACCCAAAACAAUCUAAAAACAACUAAAACAAUCCAGAAUUCCGAUCUGUCCUAAAAACAUUCCAAAACGGCUACUAAAUCUUAGAUGUUCGAAAACAAUGGACCGUCUUGAUCCAAAUCAUCUACUUAAACGUUGGUCUUAAACAUUCCAGCACAUUGACCCGUCCUUCAAUAUUCCAGAAUAUCCAAGUAUUUCUCCUUCUGAGGUAAAAAGCUGUGUUACUUCAUUUGCCUCACCUGAUUAUCCCUGAGCUAAGGGCUUCGUUUCACUAACUGAACGCUUCGUUUGGUUUCUCACUCACGCAGCCUCUAAAAACAAAGGCAUUGGUUAAAUGCAGAGGAAUCAGAAUCAUGCCGUCGUUAUCUAUUUCUGAACAUCAUUGUAGCACAACAAUGUUAUUUGACAUAUAUAUAAUAAUCUGUGCUGUAUAUGUGUUACACCGACCAUUCGUUUGGACCGUCCUCGUCUCCUCAGCUACGCCUAUGAUGAACUGUGAUAAGAGUUCCUAUCUACCCACAAUCCCAUGCUUCUAUAUGUCAAUCUGUCAUUUCAGACAUGUCAGUGCAUGGAUCUCUCUCUCUCUCUCUCUCUCUCUCUCUCUAACUUGUGUGACCUUCCCACUGUGUGAAGAUGUUUAGAAGCCGAUAAUAUCCUCCCACGGGACCGCUGAAUAGAUAAACAUUAUGUAGUCAUCCCAUGUUCAAUGCUGCAUGUUUUCUUUUUUUUCUUUUUCUCGUGAUUAUAAAUUUGUAACCUUUUAACCAACCCGUUAGAGCUACUAACAGCACCACAAAGCUGUAGAUGUCUAUAAAGGACCUUGAAUAUUCUUUCGGUACUUUUACAACUGUUGUUCACCGAAGCCAAAGACCUGUGUGUGUGGGUGUGUGUGUGUGUGUGUGUUAAUGAGAGCCACAGUGGCCUGUGCAAUCCUGAAUUACUGCUGUGUUAUACUGUACAUAUGUAGAUAAUGCACAAUAAAGUUAUAUUGCUUGUUUUUA
This is a messenger RNA of Tachysurus vachellii, 5582 nucleotides long. RefSeq names its product guanine nucleotide exchange factor VAV3 (gene vav3a). The record is from RefSeq and is a predicted model, not a curated record. NCBI's taxonomy places the organism in Eukaryota, Metazoa, Chordata, Actinopteri, Siluriformes, Bagridae. Gene Ontology annotation, molecular function: protein binding; guanyl-nucleotide exchange factor activity. Gene Ontology annotation, biological process: regulation of GTPase activity; cell migration; intracellular signal transduction. The transcript has 27 exons. The coding region runs from base 264 to 2756 and encodes 830 amino acids. Gene Ontology annotation, cellular component: cytoplasm; plasma membrane.